GUCGUCGUUCCCGUCGUCCUGUCAUCCACGAGACGAUCUCCAGAUGCCCGGACGCGAAAAAUCAGCCACGUGCGUGAAUUUGCGAAAAACGUGCGAAUUAUUUCCCUCGACGUUACGAUGCGUCCAUGCGGCGUGGUUGGCUCAUGCCCGUGCUCUUUUCGUCUCCCGCGUCUUCUUUCGCGCGGCACGAAAGUGGCGACGACGAGAACGGCGACGACGAUGCGGCUGCCGUGACGGGCGGCUGGCAAAAUAAAGUAAUAUUACACACGCGACAGCACUCACCGGCGUUUAAUAAAGUUCUCCGCAAUCCGUGUCCCACGAUUUCCUGCACCGAUGCGUCGUUGUCGGUCUCCACGCCGCGUCCCUUCUCGCCACUGACAGAUACAGAUAAACACAGACUUCUGAAUUGACAGUUCAGGCAGUUGCGCAGGUAACUUCUUUCGGCGUGGCGGCAAGCUUUCAGCGGCUUUAACAGCGGCUCGCAGCACCACCUGUCGCGGACAAAAAGAAUAACAACGCCGCAGAGUCACUCGUGUCGAUAAAACAGCCGGCGAAAAAUCACAUUUGUCAAAAUAUAACCUUCCUUCUCGAACGAAUAUAAAAAUAUAUUUUUCCAUUGCAAAGCGAUAUCGAAGCGCGUAAUAAAUUUAUUUCUAUUUUAAUUUUUUAUCGAUAAAAUUAUGAGGAAGAAUAUGAAUACUCGAAUCAACGGGACAAAUGUCAUUCUGGUGCCGUAUCAAGAGAAGCAUGUCACAAAGUAUCACGAGUGGAUGAAGAAUCCAACGCUGCAAUACUUGACAGGCUCUGAACCGUUAACUUUGGAAGAAGAGUUUGAAAUGCAGAAGCGAUGGCUCGAGGACGAAGAUAAGUGUACCUUCAUUAUUCUGGAUAAAUGCGUCUUCUUGUCCACUGGAAGUGAAACAGAUGCCAUGAUAGGAGACACGAAUUUAUUCUUCAAUGAUGCACAAGAACCACAUAUUGCUGAAAUAGAGAUUAUGAUAGCUGAUGAAGCAAGUCGAGGCAAAAAGAGAGGCUGGGAGUCUAUUAUUCUUAUGAUGCGUUAUGGCUUUGAAACAUUGAAUAACAAAUUUUGCGCCAAAAUAAAAUCAGACAAUGUAAUGAGCAUAAAGAUGUUUGAGAAGCUCGGUUUUCAAGAAAAGAGACCGUUGCUUUGCAACUCGGUGAUCUAUGGUUCGUUCUUCACGAGCGCCGAGCUCAUUCGACAGAAUUUCAGUAAUACAUCCAAGCCAAUCGUCGAAAAGCCUAAAAAUUCCGCGGAUACCAAGGGACCAAUAUUAAUACAGAUACAAAGACUUUGUGAAACGUUGAAUCUCGUAGAUGAAGAUACUUCGAUGCAAUCGACGAAUUAUAAUUGGCCUCAAUUGAAGAGAUGCGCAAUCUAUGGUUGCUUCUUGGCUGGACCAAUAUUAUAUAAAUGGUACAAAUGGCUUGAUACAUUCUAUAGCGGAACAUCCACAAGGAUUGUUCUAACAAAACUCUUUGCGGAUCAAUUUAUCUUCACACCACCGUUAAUUAUGUUUUUUUUCAUCAGUAUGAGUUUAAUGGAAGCUAAAUCUGAUAUUCUUCAAGAAUGCAAAAUCAAGUUUCUGCACACUUUUCAGACUUCAUGUGGAUUUUGGCUACCGGUACAACUUGUAAAUUUUAUGCUAGUUCCAUCGUCUUUACGAGUGACGUACGUCAGUAUCGCUUCCUUCUGCUGGAUCAAUAUUCUUUGUUACUUAAAAAACGUACCUGUUGCUGAAUACAAGCAGACAGAAUAAAAUAUUGAGAAUUUGCAUUAUGUACCUGAAGAAGUAAAUAAGACUUAUUUAUGAGA
Molecule: messenger RNA, 1837 nt
Organism: Nylanderia fulva
Lineage: Eukaryota; Metazoa; Arthropoda; Insecta; Hymenoptera; Formicidae
Source: RefSeq, a predicted model, not a curated record